Messenger RNA from Scheffersomyces amazonensis, 639 nucleotides. Its product is annotated as N-acetylglucosaminyldiphosphodolichol N-acetylglucosaminyltransferase catalytic subunit. The record is from RefSeq and is a predicted model, not a curated record. The coding region runs from base 1 to 639 and encodes 212 amino acids. Gene Ontology annotation, molecular function: hexosyltransferase activity. Gene Ontology annotation, biological process: dolichol-linked oligosaccharide biosynthetic process. The transcript has a single exon. NCBI's taxonomy places the organism in Eukaryota, Fungi, Ascomycota, Pichiomycetes, Serinales, Debaryomycetaceae.
AUGACGGCAAAGACUCUAUUAGUUACAACAGGUGCUACUGUUACGUUUAAGGCUUUAGUAAUCAACGUACUUAAGCAAGAAUUUUUAUCUGGAGCAGUUAAAUUAGGAUUUAAAACCGUCAUAAUACAAUACGGUAAUGAAAUUAAAGAUAAUGUUCAUGUAAGUGAAAAGUUUGUUGAGGAAACAUUAACGAAUCUGGACCUUUUUAAUAGGUUGAACCUCAAGCCAAUAUCAUCAAAUUCAGACACGUUUCCAAAAGAGAAGCAAUUGAAGAUUUAUUCCAAUUCAGACUUUGAAUUAUUAUUAUUGCCCUUCUCUAAUAAUAUUAACUAUUACGUCAACAAGGCUGAUCUUGUUAUAUCUCAUGCAGGGACGGGUUCUAUAAUAGAUGCAUUACGAUCAAGUAAGAAGUUACUUGUUGUUAUUAAUGAUACGUUGAUGGAUAAUCAUCAAACGGAAGUUGCUGCCGAAUUCUGCAGGCAGAAUUAUUGUGGCAGCUUAGGUUCCAAGGAUAUUACUGAUUCUAGAAUAUUCUUAGACGCAAUUCAACGUCAAUUAGUCAAUUCCAAUACAGAGUUCGUCACUGAUACUUCCAAUAUCAUCCAAUCGAUAAUAUAUGAAGAGUUGGUGUCGUUGUAA